GACGGGAGGGCUGUAGCGGAGGAGCAGGGGUGUGAGGGGGCGCAGGCGGCGUAUGGGGGGGAAGGGGCUGUAGGGGUACAGGAGGGGGUCACAGUGGAACCCAGCGCUGAGGCUGGAGCUCAGGAGACCUUUGAACUUUUACCCUCCCCCUCACCCCCUUCCCUGGCUAACGGUCUUCACCUGCACAGGAGGCCUGUCCUUGGAACACGCAGACGGAGGCAGACAGAGACACAUACACACACCGACACACACACCGAUGCUCCAACACACACACCUGGACAGACAGUCAUAGGCAUGCAGACACACAAGGACGUCCAAAUGCACACACCUGCAAAGACGUGCACGUACGCUCACACACACACAGGCGCUUACACACACAUGGAUGCUCACACACACUCGGACUCUGCCGGUCCAGAGCAGCCCAGAACUGAUUCAUCACCAGAGACUCACACCAGAUCACCUCAGCGACAGGCCCUCCUGCCUGUCAAUCAUUCAGCCUGCACCAAUCAGCAAGCUGCUUUCUCUCCCUGCAGCCCCCCUCCUCCACACUCUGCAAACAGAGACACGCCCCCAGCCAUUAGCCCUGCCCCUAUUAUUAGUUCAACACCUCUUGAUCUCUCUAAACCCUCAAAAGCUAUUGGUCCAAAUCUUCCAGGCCAUUCUCCUAUUGGUCCACCCUGUCCAGACCUUUCUACUAUUGGUCCAGACCCUGUAGAUCGUUCCCCUGUACCUGUUGAGGGUGAGAGAAAGUAUGCGCUUCGUAGCUCUGGUCGACCUCGCUUCCCCUGCCAGCUACGCAAGUCUUCCCGCAUCCGCCGAUCCACCGAGGAUGGAGAGAGAAGGGGAGGGAGGGAGAGCGAGAGGGAGGAGAGGGAGGAGGAAGAGGAAGAGGAGAAAGAGAGCGUGAGUAUACAAGUGAAGGUAGAGCGCCCCACAGUGGAGGAAUGUCUACCUGCAGCCUCCAAGCCUGCAGCCUCCAAGCCUGCAUACUCACCUGUACCAGUACCCGUAGCACCACGCCCCUCACCACACCCCUCACCACGCCCCUCCUCUCACUCCGCCCCCCGGCCAUCGCCCAAACCCCAACAUAGAACUUCAACCAAAUCCCAACCCAAACCUUCAACCAAUGCCAAACCAAAAUCCCAACCCAGACCAUCGAUGAAAGCCUCACCCAAACCUUUGCCCAGAUCAGCAACCAAUCCCAGACCAGCAACCAAUCCCUCGCCUCGUCCAUUGACCAAUACCGUGCCCCGGCCGGCAGUGAAGAAGGAGGAGCCUGGUGAUCUAGAUCCCCCCACCAAACGGAAACGCCGGUUCGUUGGUGUGAGGCGUAUCGUGGUGAAGGUAGCUCGUAUCCCAGUCAACCUCAGCCGACGCCAGAAGAGCUACAAGAUUUCCUCCAUGGAGACAGUUGAGAAGGGCGGGGCAGGUGGCGAGGGCAGGUUGGAGGGAGCCGAGAGGGGGACAGCGGUAGUCCGAGAGCCGACUGCGCUCCUCCGUAUGAAGAACAACGGGAAGAGCGUGAUGGUCAUGUUCCCGCCUGGAGAACUCCCGGUGAUCCUGAAACGUCGCCGCGGCCGACCUCCCAAACAGGUUGUACCUGGAACGCCGGAUAAAACCACCGGUGGGAAUGGCGAGCCCAAGAAACCUCGUCGGCGCCGGCGGGCCAAGCUCCCGUCUCCGCAACCGUCGUACGUGAACGACACCAACGACGUGAAGACGGAGUACGGAGACGUUCUGUCCAAACUGGCAUUCCUCAACCGCCAACCGCCGGCCACUGGCCGCUGCUCCCCACCACGCUGCUGGACACCCAGCGAACCGGACAGCUUUCACAUGCCGUCCGACAAUCCUGGGAUCUCCGCCCUGCUCCACCGACUCACAGGGUUCAGACGCAGGGGAGGCAGGGGGGGAGCCAUUGGGGGCAGGGGAGGAGGAGCAGGGGGAGGAGCAGGUGGAGCCGGGGGAGAGUGUUUCAAGAGCUCCUUCAGCGACUUUUUUGAGAUGAUCGGGAAGAAAAGGAAAGCGACCCCCGCUCUGUCAGAACCAGGGUUACUCAAGAAACGAGGGAAGGGUGGGGGAGGCAGGGGAGGAGGGGCUGCAGGGGGGGAGAUGGGGGUUGGGGGUGAGGGGGGGAAGCCGGUGAGGAAACGACGCUCGCGCAAGAACGGGGUUCUGAAGGGGGAGGCAGGGGGGCAGCUAGAGCAAGACUGGUCUAAUGGGGGAGUUGUCUGGGGGGAAGAGGGGGGAAGCAUGAGGGAGAGAGGGCCAGGAGGGUACCAGGUCUGUGGCUCCCCGAGAGGGGGCUUCCCGUCCUGUGACGGGGGGAGAGGAAGUGCGUACGGCAGCCCUGGGGGCAGCAGAGGAGGUGGAGGUGGAGAGGAGCCACAGGGUUUGUUUGCUGGAUAUUUCCGCUCCCUGCUGGACUCUGACAACUCCUCAGACCUCCUGGACAUCUCCUCCAAUCGCCCCGACCCCAGGAAACCUCUUCACACCCCGGGCUACGACUCCUCCAGCCCUGCCCACGGCCCAGCCCCUCGCUGGUCCACAGCCUUCCCCAAACGCAGCUCCAAAGGCGAGCCAAGGGAGAACCCAACCCAACAUCAUCCCUCUUCCUCCUCUUCUUCCAGACCUCCUUACAGUUAUAACCUGUCCCAGAACUCCCCUACCACCUCCUCCUUCCCCAAGUCCACCCCUCCCUCCCUCCCUCUGUCCCGAUCUCCCAGCUCCCCCCAUCCCUCCUCCUCCUACGGUCAGUACCCGUCCAGCUAUUCCUCCUCCUCUCCUGCGGGGGGCAGCACAGCGCCACAAAGACCCGCAGACUGCAGCUUCGCAGCCUACGGGGCAGCAGGGCUGAGUAAGGCCUCCACGGCCACCACCGUAGGCCAGGGUCAGAUGGGAUAUUCCAGUUUUUCCAAGCGGGGCUAUGGGGGCUACCCUGGGCAUGUUGGACCAUCUUCUCCAGGGAGAGGGGGUUAUAUGGCCAUGGCCAAGAACAGCCCCUUCCCCUCCUCAUCAUCUCCAGAGGGAUACAGACACUACCCCUCCAACCAGUGGAACUACAGGCAGGGCUAUGGUGGCUGGGCGGCGGACAGUCUGGGUCAUCUUUACCCAGGAAGCUACAGUGACUAUGUCACCCCAGGCCCCAGCGAGCCCAAAGACAUCCUGGACAUCUCAAACUACACCCCCCAGAAGGCCAAGCGACAACCCUUCCUCGAGAGCCUAUCAGAGUCCUCCUCUGACUCCUCCCACCUAGGGGUCACCGGGUCAGGAGGCGGGGUCAGUGGCGGAGGCUCGGGGUCAGGCUCCGGAGGCGGGGCUUACAGGCAGGGUGGAGGGAGGGAGUCUCUUCCUAUUGAUGGAGAGGGUAGGUCAAGGCCAGUCCAGCCUAUCAAGUCUGGAGAAGCUGAUGAUGGACUGGCAUGAGAGCGCCUCAGGCCCCUCCUACAACUGGAGCCAGAACGUUCUCUUCCAGGGGCAGGGGAAGCACAGCCGGGGGCGCAGGAAACGGAAUGCCACCGAACCCC
This is a messenger RNA of Coregonus clupeaformis (lake whitefish), 3524 nucleotides long. It is a transcript of the gene ahdc1, whose product is annotated as AT hook, DNA binding motif, containing 1. The record is from RefSeq and is a predicted model, not a curated record. Bases 295 to 3423 code for a protein of 1042 amino acids. Lineage: Eukaryota; Metazoa; Chordata; Actinopteri; Salmoniformes; Salmonidae. The transcript has 3 exons.